Messenger RNA from Myripristis murdjan (pinecone soldierfish), 4896 nucleotides. RefSeq names its product protocadherin 18a (gene pcdh18a). Gene Ontology annotation, molecular function: calcium ion binding. Gene Ontology annotation, biological process: homophilic cell-cell adhesion. The transcript is spliced from 4 exons. The record is from RefSeq and is a predicted model, not a curated record. The coding region runs from base 355 to 3930 and encodes 1191 amino acids. NCBI's taxonomy places the organism in Eukaryota, Metazoa, Chordata, Actinopteri, Holocentriformes, Holocentridae. Gene Ontology annotation, cellular component: plasma membrane.
GACAGAGAGCGCACGGCGCACAGACCAGACACAGGGAGGAGAGGAAGAAAGGCGCACAGAUUUCAGCAACACUCAGUUGGUUCUCCCACAAACUGGAUGUGCGCAACAGAUUUUUAAGACACGACAGGAGAUAAAGAGAACAGUUUGGAUGUUUUUAUGGAAAUUAGAGAAACUGGGAAGAGUCUGCGUUUUUUAAGCAAUCAAAUGUGUGUAGUUUUUUUCUCCUCGCUCCGCGGAGAAAGCAAUGCAACGGCUGAUUGAGAACGCAGCGCAUUUAAUAAGUUUCAAGAGGGAUUGAACUGUAUUGCAUUUUGGAACUAUUUUGAGGUCUGUUUUUGGCCGUCGCUGGUCAGAAUGCAACCUGGAAAAAUGAAGGGACUCUUUUUAACCAGGAUGUGGAAAGUUAUGGCUGUUUUGGCGCUGGCAACACAACACGUCACCGGUAAGACACUGAAAUAUCAGAUUUACGAGGAGCAGAAGGUUGGCACCGUUAUCGCCCGUUUGAAAGAAGAUGUAGCCGAUGUUCUGGCCAAACUUCCGAGUACAGUGUCGCUGCGCUUUAGAGCUAUGCAAAGAGGGAGCUCCUCGUUCCUCACGGUGCGCGAGCAGGACGGAGAAAUCAGCAUCAGGACCAAAAUCGACCGUGAGAAACUCUGUGAGAAGAACCUGAACUGUUCCAUUCAAUUCGACGUGCUGACCCUCCCCACUGAGCACCUGCAGCUGUUUCACGUCGAAGUGGAAGUGCUGGACAUCAAUGACAACGCGCCCCAGUUCGCCCGUUCCGUCAUUCCCAUUGAGAUUUCCGAGAGCGCGGCUGUGGGAGCGCGCAUUCCCCUGGACAGCGCCACAGACCCAGACGUCGCGGAGAACUCCCUGUACACGUAUGCCUUAGAGCAGAACAACUUCUUCAAGAUUGACAUCCAGUCUAGAACUGACGGGGCUAAAUAUGCUGAGCUGGUGGUGCUCAGGGAACUGGACCGUGAGGUGCGCUCAGGUUAUGAACUUAAAUAUUCGGCCUCUGAUAGGGGCGUUCCCCCGAGGACGGGUUCGACCCUUCUUAAAAUUAGUGUUGCAGACUCAAAUGAUAACAGCCCUAUUUUUGACAAGUCCUCAUAUAUCAUAAACCUACUAGAAAAUUCAUCUGUUGGCACACUGCUUAUUGACUUAAAUGCCACUGACGCAGACGAGGGCACUAACGCCAAAAUAGUGUACUCCUUUAGUAGUCACGUGUCCCCGAAAAUCAUGGAAACGUUCAAAAUCAACCCCGACAGUGGUCACCUGACCUUGAUCAGGCGCGUGGACUAUGAGACUGUCACCUCCUAUGACAUUGAUGUGCAAGCUCAGGACAUGGGUCCCAACUCCAUGCCUGCUCACUGCAAGAUCCUGGUCAAAGUGGUAGAUGUGAAUGACAAUAAACCGGACAUUAGCAUUAAUCUCAUGUCUUCCCAGGGGAACGGAGACGCAGCCUAUAUAUCUGAGGCUUCUCCUUUGGAUACAUUUGUGGCUUUGGUGAGGGUAGAGGAUUUGGACUCAGGGUUGAAUGGGGAGGUAGAGUGUAAACUUCAUGGCCAGGGCUAUUUUAAACUGCAGAAGACCUAUGAGAACAACUACAUGAUUUUGACCAAUGUCUCCUUAGACAGGGAGAAGAGGUCAGAGUUCAGUCUGACUGUGGUGGCAGAGGACCGAGGGACACCUAGUCUCUCCACUGUCAAACACUUUACUGUGCACGUUACUGAUGAAAAUGACAACCCACCUCGUUUUGAGAAGGGGCGCUAUGAGAUCUUUAAAUCAGAGAACAAUGCCCCUGGAGCAUAUCUGACUUCUCUUAUGGCCACUGAUCCUGACCUGGAUGCCAAUGGACAGGUGAGCUACUCGAUCUUGGAGAACUCUGUCCAUGGGAGUUCCAUCUCCACCUACGUCACCAUUGACCCAUCUAAUGGGGCCAUUUAUGCACUACGUACGUUUGAUCGUGAGGAUGUCAGCCGUAUUUCCUUUGUUGUUCAGGCCAAAGACGCAGGGAAACCACCGUUGCUAAGCAAUGCCACGGUUGUCCUGAACAUUCUGGAUGAGAAUGACAACCCCCCAGUCAUAGUUGUCCCUCAGCUUUGGAACUUCACUGCUGAUGUACCUGCUUCAAAGUUCACAGAGGCAGGUCACUUAGUAACAGUGGUCAGAGCAACAGAUAGAGACACAGGUGUCAACGCUGAGCUCAUCUGCUCCAUCAUCAGUGGAAAUGAAGAGGGUUUUUUCAUUAUUGACCCAAGAAGCUGUGAGAUUCAUGCUAACACCAGUUUGGAGAAUUUCCCUCAUGAACAUGCUGAACUGACAGUGAUGGUCCGAGACCAGGGAAGUGAGAGCCUCAGUGCCAAGGCGGUUCUGAAGAUCACCCUUUAUGAGAACAUGGAGAACCAUGUCCAGGUGAUGGACCAGGGGGAGUCCACCCUUGAUGCAUCCCUAAUUAUCAUCAUUUCUCUGGGGGCCAUCUGUGCUGUACUCCUAGUCAUCAUGGUGGUGUUUGCUGCUCGCUGUAAUCGGGAGAAGAAAGACACCAGGCACUCCUACAACUGCCGGGUAGCCGAAUCGACCCACCAGCACCAUCCUAAGAAGCCCUCACGCCAAAUCCACAAAGGUGACAUCACCCUGGUUCCUACAGUCAACGGAACCCUGCCAAUCAGAGCCCACCAUCGCUCUCCUUCUGCCACACCCCCUAUGGACCGGGCACCGAUGGGGAGUCGACAGAACCACCACAGCCGCCAAUCCUUGAAUAGCCUAGUGACCAUCUCAUCCAAUCACAUUCCAGAGAGCUUUGCGCUGGAACUGGCACAUGCAACGCCACCGGUGGAGCAAGUCUCACAGCUUCUGUCCAUGCUCCAUCAGGGCCAGUACCAGCCCAGACCCAGUUUCCGUGGCAACAAAUACUCCCGCAGCUACAGGUAUGCAUUGCAGGACAUGGACAAGUUCAGCCUGAAAGACAGUGGUCGUGGGGACAGCGAGGCGGGGGACAGUGACUAUGACAUGGGACGGGAGUCCCCCGUGGACAGGCUGCUGCUGGGGGAGGGCUUCUCUGACUUGCUUCAUCUUGAAAUGCACCAUCGACUCCACCCAGCUAUGAGACUGUGCACGGAUGAAUGUCGUGUCCUGGGACAUUCUGACCAGUGCUGGAUGCCCCCCCUCUCCUCCCCUGCUUCCUCCUCAGACUACCGCAACAACAUGUACAUCCCUGGGGAGGAGUCCUCCCAGCAGCCCCCACUGGAUGAUGACGAGGCCUCCAUUGACUCAGAGCGCCGCAAGAGUUUCUCCACAUUUGGCAAAGAGUCGGGCAACGAAGAGGUGGGGAGCGGGGGGGUUGCCGCUGGAACAGGAAGUGAGGCAUGCGGGGCAGGAGGAGGGGCUGGCUCUCUCCUCACAGAGAUGAACAGCGUCUUCCAGCGGCUCCUCCCCCCCAGUAUGGACUCGUUUGCUGAGUGCACCGAAACAAGCACACCCAUGCCUUCAUCAGCCCUUGAGCGAGCAAGCGGAUGUGGUAGCAGCCUUGUUGGUAACCAUAGCAACAAUGCUGUUCCCCAGGACAACCGGAAGGGGCUGUUGCCGGGUGGGAAAGGUCCCGCGUACCCUCCAGGUGUGGCUGCAUGGGCAGCCAACACUCACUAUCUGAACCCGGGAAGUGGAUCCGUGGGGACCAAUCAUGUUUCCUCCUCUUCUGCUUCUUCCUCUACCUCCACCUCCACCAAUGGACAGCCACCACACCUAAAAUGGCUGCCAGCCAUGGAGGAAAUCCCAGAGAACUAUGAGGAGGAUGAGUUUGAUGGCGUCUUCCAUCAGAGCCACCAGGGGAGCAAGCGCAGCGAGAGCCGACAUGAUGUCGGCAUGGAUGCCAGCGAGCUGGUCAAUGAGAUUAACAAACUGCUGCAGGAUGUCAGGCAGACCUAGAUAUAGAAAGGUGAUAGAAGAUAGACAGACAGGUUGAUGGAGAGAGAGAGAGAGAGAGAGAGAGAGAGAGAGAGAGAGAGAUGGCUUGCUGUGUGAUGGAGAACAUCUCACCAAGUAAUGUUUUAUCUCUGUGCCAACAUGUAUGAACUUUAAAAUGACUUUUUUCUUCUUCACUGUAAUGCUCGUACUUGUUUAUUUACCAAACAUCCUCUCAUGGCUCAGCGCUAUAUGAAGGGGAAAGACAUAAAGAAACGAGUGAAGUAUAGCACUGAAGUACCAAUCGAGGUGACUUAAAGACAUCAAAGCAAGGACUUGAAAGACAGAUUGCUCAGUGGUUUAUUAAAGUCGCCAAAAGUUGCUUGAAUGAACAUAAGACUUCAAAUGACAAUACAACACCAAGACUUGAUCCUUCUUCGUUUGUAAUGUUUACAGCAGCGUGACUCCGCAGGGAGAAACCAACAGUUUGUGCGUGCUUUCUUUUGCUUUUACGGUGUACAAUACUGUACAGUGUCUGUGGAAAAAAGCAAACUCAAUCAAAUAUCGUGGUAUGUCUCCCGUUUUGUUAUACGGAAUGUGAUUGUACAAUUGACCUUUGUAUUUUAAAAAUACACUCUUUUUUACUUCUAUAUAUUUAUAUGUGUCCAUGUAUGUUUGUACAGAAAAGGAAAAACAAAUGUCUAUUUUUUAUAUUGUCACUGCAUGUCUUAAUAUCACGUAAUGUCUCACUUUGCUUUUACUCUGUUUAUUUUAUAAAAUUAAUUGUAUUUAAUUUUGUUAUUGAAUGUGUGUGUGCAUGUGUGUGUGUGUGUGUGUGUGUGUGUGUGUGCACACGCACGUGCGUGUGUGUGUGUGUGUGUGUGUGUGUGUGUACUAAGAUAAUCACAGUCCAAUGGAGUUCCAUGUUGGAAGUUGGUUUUGUAUGGUAUUGUUGUGACCAAUGGAUGAUAAAUAAAGUGGAAAUCAGCA